Penicillium argentinense is the source of this 315-nucleotide messenger RNA. RefSeq lists its product as uncharacterized. The transcript has 2 exons. Bases 1 to 315 code for a protein of 104 amino acids. Gene Ontology annotation, cellular component: mitochondrial inner membrane peptidase complex. Lineage: Eukaryota; Fungi; Ascomycota; Eurotiomycetes; Eurotiales; Aspergillaceae. The record is from RefSeq and is a predicted model, not a curated record.
AUGGCGCCUCUCGUCCCCUGUUUCUCGGCGGAAACAUUACCCGACCAUGUCAACACCAUUCAGCGCAACUUCCAGGACAAACGCCGCAAAGGUCCCGACGUCAACCUGAAAGAGUGCCAGCUCCUCGAGAUGCUCCAGUACUCCUGCAAUCCGCCGCAGGAGGAAAUUCCACAACCGGGGGUCAUUGUGUGCAAGCCAGUGGUUCGACUAUUCCGACGCUGCGCCGCCGGAUUGACGGUGGAAACUACAUCCUGGGAGCCUCUCAGGCAGGCCGAAGAGGCAAAGAAGCAGACAUUGUCUGCUGCAAAAUCAUGA